This is a messenger RNA of Petromyzon marinus (sea lamprey), 4575 nucleotides long. Its product is annotated as myc box-dependent-interacting protein 1-like. Gene Ontology annotation, molecular function: phospholipid binding; protein binding. The record is from RefSeq and is a predicted model, not a curated record. Lineage: Eukaryota; Metazoa; Chordata; Hyperoartia; Petromyzontiformes; Petromyzontidae. Gene Ontology annotation, cellular component: cytoplasm; plasma membrane.
GGUGGGGGCUCGUCACGUGACCAGUCUCUCUCCCCGCGUUCUCAUCAUCAUCGUCGUCGCCGUCAUUCUCCGUCUCCUCGCCAUGGCGGACCCGGGCAAGACGGGCACGGGCAUGUUCAGCAAGCACGCCAAGAAGCGGAUCACGCGCGCGCAGGAGAAGGUUCUACAAAAGCUGGGUAAAGCUGAUGAAACAGUGGACCAGCAGUUUGAAGAACAAGUUCAGAAAUUCAACAAACAGUAUAAUGAAGGGAGUCAGCUGCAAAAGGAACUACGGGGCUACCUCGAUGCUGUAAAAGAAAUGCACGAAUCGUCUAAGAAAAUGAACGAAGCUCUCCUCGAUAUGUACGAGCCUGAUUGGUAUGGAAAAGAAGAUGUCAAAGACAUUUCACAGAACGGCGAUGAGCUCUGGGGUGACUUCCACGAGAAGCUGGUAGACAAUUCUCUACUGACCCUUGACACGUACCUCGGCCAGUUCCCCGAUAUCAAGUCUCGCAUUGCCAAACGUGGGCGCAAGCUGGUUGAUUUUGACAGCGCAAGGCACCAUCUGGAGUCACUACAGAACGCAAAGAAGAGGGACGAUAUCAAAGUGGCCAAGCCGGUGUUGCUGCUUGAAAAAGCUGCACCUCAGUGGUGCCAGGGAAAGAUCCAGGCCCAUAUCAUUGCCCAGACAAACCUUCUCAAGAACCAGGCAGAAGAGGACUACGUGAAAGCACAGAAGGUGUUUGAGGAGAUCAACGUUGACCUGCACGAGGAGCUACCUGUAAUUUUGGACAGCCGAGUUGGAUUUUACGUGAGCACCUUCAAGAACAUCGCCGGCCUGGAGGAAAACUUUCACAAGGAGAUUGGGCAGCUGAGCCAUGAGAUGGAAGAGGUGAUGAUAAAGUUGGGCGACCAGCACUCCGUCAAGUCUUCCGACAUACAGAGCGCUCGCAGUGAGCCAUCUCCAAGCAUCGUGGAGCCACACGGGAACGACUCCACCUCGCUGGUGUCCGACGAUGCGGGACUGAGACCCGAUCACACUGCGUCCCCGCUGAAGUCGCCUAUGCAGGGGCGUAAGGGCCCCCCAUUGCCCCCACCCCCGAGGCCCACGCCCAGCAAGGAGAUGACGCAGGAGGCCAUUGUGAACCUUUUCGAUGACAACUUCAUGGCCUCUGCUGCCCCCACUAAUGCAACGCUGGGAGUUCCGUUAACCAAGAGUGAAGAUACCGGAAGCUUGCUGGAUCUCGACUUUGAUCAUUUUACAGCCACAGAUUCAACCACUGUAGCCAUGGCUCCUUCCAUGAAUCAGACAUUGUUGGAUUUGAGUUGGGAGCAGCCUGUGGAGAAGAGUGCCACUGAGGUCCAUGCCCCCGAGGUCCCUGCACAGAGCCCUCCAGCCGCGAGCCUCACAGGUGCCGUCCAGAGCAGCGACGUGCCCCCAGGCAUUCUGUACAAGGUGCAGGCCCAGCACAACUACACGGCUCUGGAUUCGGACGAAUUGGGCCUCCAGCAUGGAGACGUGGUGUUCGUACUGCCCCCCGACAGUGCUGACGAGCAGGAUUCCGGCUGGCUUCUGGGCAUCAAGGAAGCUGACUGGAUCACUCACAGAGAUCUGGAUGAACACAAGGGUGUGUUUCCAGAAAACUUCACCGUGCGCAUAGACUAAGCGCCACCCCGAGAGACUCCGCCCACUUAGUAAUAAUGUGCUGCCUCGGCAAAUUGCGAGUAUUAAAGAUGCGAAAGUAAACUAGGCAGUCAUCUGUUUAAACCCUUAAAUGCAAGGGCGUUUAACUGGUUGAACAGUUUUCCUUCCGUAUCAAUGAGUUGCCAGCGGUGUUUCAGACUGAUUUGAAAUGUACUCGCUGGAAACAAGUCUGUGGUUUGCUUUGAUUGAACAAAAUGCGACGAGAUACAUUGAUUUGGGUGGUCUGUUGAUCGAUCAUUUGAAUGUUAUUUCAUUUUGACAACUAACCAGUUGUCUUUGCCUGUUGAUGUAUUAAUUAAACAAUUAUCUUAUUGAAAGAAAAUAGUCUCAUGGCAGCUUACCACAGUUGGUUAAAUCCUUUUUACCGACUAAUUAGCAUGCAGUGUUUAAAAACACAUGUCACUCGCUUGUGACAUCUGUCAAACCAGAGGCGUGUACCAACUUACCACCCGGCGAUUCGAUAUUUUGUUCCGAUUUGGGAGUCGCAAUUCGAUUGAAGAAUGUACUUCCUUGUUUGUACCUUCUCGUUCGUUAUCCUGUGUAUGUUCGAUCUUGUUCGUUCAAUGAGCCUAAAGUUCAUUCGCAUACAAUUUAAGCAUCUUAUGGGGCCAUCCAUUUAGUACGUGUGCAAUGAGGGGGGAGGGGGCGUUAACCCAAAUGUGUACGCUUGCGUAUGGGGUGGUCUACUGACAGUGUACGUCGUACGCUUAGGAAACGGGAGGGGAGGGGGGUGAAGCCUCGAUAAUUUGUCUACAUUGGUCUUCAAAUGAGGAAGAGGGGUCAAGUUUUCACAAAUUUUUGCGUAUGUACUAAAUGGAUGGCCCCUAUUUUAGUAGAUUAACCGUUGUCUGCUUAAUAUAAAAGGCCACUUGGCUUUGUUUUGUCCCUUCGUUGUUUAACUCGCACCACUUAGAGCAGUAUGAGUUACUGUUUGAUUGACAUUUCUAUUAGCAUUGUGUGACUCGUUAAUUUAUCUGAAUCACACAGACGAUCAGUAAUAAACAUCCAUUUGAUUUGUGAUAAAACCUACUGUCAUUUGAGGAGAGUUGUGAUCGAGCAACUUGGUAGAUUAAAAACAACACUAUAUAACCACCGUUAACACCAUUCAUGAAAUCUCAAGAAUAAGAAUUAGAAGUCUGCCUUCUCAGACGAGCAAUGUGGCAGUGCUCGCCUCCACUGCCAGUCCUAAGCCAGUUGUGGAAAUUCCGUAUACCUUUGGUGGAGGCCAUUAUCUCAAUAAAACAAGCAUUGUUGACCUGGCAGCUGUCCUCAUUUUCGCGACCCUGAAAGAAUGCUUGGCCCGAAUUUAAUUUGCAAUCUUCAAAUUCUGAGCGAGGCGUUCCAACCACAGCGCCACCUUGCCAGAUAGCAAUGAGAAUAGGGCUGGUGCAUCCCCUCCAUUUAGCUGUUGAACUAACACUAGCGAGGCACCGAUUAUAGGCUCCCAGCCUUUGGGGUGGCCUUGCAUCAUUGUGACUUCUGUAACUUUGUAGCUCUCAGAUGCGCUUACCGGUUGUACCGCUAGUUGUUCGGAACUAAUGUCCGACGUUUCAUUCCACAUGCUGAGAACUUCUCCGGGAACUGAAUUGAGCUGGUAGAAGGACCCUCCCAGCAUGUGGAGUGAAACGUCGGACGCCAAACCAAAAUGUCACGCUGCCGGAAAAUGCGCGUCACAAUCCGAAAACAGGUCGGAGAGCCACGCAGCACAACCGUGAACACCUUCGCUCGUGAGCAUAAUUGGCCAUUUGAAAAUGUUUGUACUUGAAAAUAGCUACUGUGUGGUAAACCAAAAAACCCAGCACAUUCGUUAAUAACAGUGGCCUUAAAAGAAAAAUAUGUAAUACGUGAUGUUUCAGACAAUGGCCCUUCUUCAAAACACGUCGCCUAUUAUGUUUUUUUUCUUUUAAGGCCACUGUGUGAUUGAUGAACGAGUUGAGUUUUUUUUGUUAAUUGUCCUUGUGCACCACUGCCAAAGACUGCAUCACCACAUAAUUUGUGUAUCUGUUUAAUAAGAUCAACUCGCAUUGUUUGGUAAUGAUUGAUUCCAGGACGACAGCAGGCCACCCCAUGCUUUACCUUGUAACUGUGAACGUGGAAAUAUGGCUAAUACUAACUAACGUCCCAUGUGCAAAUUGUUUUAGAAGCUUCGCUUUUAAAUUGACAAAUACAAGAUGCAAUCGUGUUCUUACCUAAUGCGUGUGGCUUAGACUUGUGUUCUUAUCUGGACGUGAAACAACAAUGUAACUUAAUUUGUAACUGCGCUUAUCUCGACACUGCUAAUGUUAUCGCAAUGGCUUCUGAUUUUGACACCACAGUUCCGUAACUUCAUGUGGGAAAUGUCAGCAUACCUUGAAUGUAACCUGUUAAUGUGUUGUCAUUGAUGAAUCCACUUGAUGUUGGUGGAAAUGGGCUAAAAAGCAGACACCAGCCUCAUGGUCCUACGUUUACUCAAACUAGAUACAUUUUCCUUGGGUUCACCGCUCUAAUGAGUAACCAAUGCUGCUCCAUUGGGGUUGUCAACACUGGAUUAACUAGUAAUACAUUAGCUCCUCCAGUUGUUUUUGUCGAUUUAAAGCAGAGGUUGCACAUUGUGGUUUCAAUUGCAAAUUGUGCAUGCCAAUGAUGAGGAUUGUCGAAGGCAAAUUAUUUGGAUGGGGUGUUGUUGUCAGUGAGAAAGUGAAGGCUUGCUGAAGGGAUUAUGUUGGGGAGUAAAUGCUAAGCGGUAGAGAAAUGUAUAAAUGUAAAGCGCCGCUUGACGAAUUGAAGAUGGGGGUCCGUUAUGCCAAAACCUGCCGCCGUACGUAGCCAACCGUGCUAAUUGGAGGUGCGGGGGAAGGACAACAAACUUCAACACAAAACAGUGACGAGGACAUCGCAAGAUCGGAGAAGAC